This is a messenger RNA of Octodon degus (degu), 1765 nucleotides long. It is a transcript of the gene Noxred1, whose product is annotated as NADP dependent oxidoreductase domain containing 1. The record is from RefSeq and is a predicted model, not a curated record. The transcript has 6 exons. Gene Ontology annotation, molecular function: pyrroline-5-carboxylate reductase activity. Gene Ontology annotation, biological process: L-proline biosynthetic process. NCBI's taxonomy places the organism in Eukaryota, Metazoa, Chordata, Mammalia, Rodentia, Octodontidae. The coding region runs from base 298 to 1386 and encodes 362 amino acids.
UUCUUUGAAAUGAGGUCUUGUGUGUGUGGUCAUAUUUCUGAAGCCUACAGCAUAGAAGGGAGGCCAUCCUGGCCUAAGGACAUCUCUAAAACCUGUUGCCAGUGGAAAUUCAUCUGCUGAAAACAUGCCUACAGCCUGAAUUUGACUGAGAUAGGGGCUAACCCUCACCAUCACAGGUGCUUGUGACCUCAGCAUAUACAUCAUCAUACAUAAGGCCUCCUGCAUAAGCCCUUGUUCUUCCAGGAUAGGGAGCCAAAUUGAGUGGUGUGUGUCACUGCAGGGUAUGGUGGCUUUGAAAUGGACAUAUUAGAGGACCUUAAAUCCCUGCAGUUUGAGUAUGGGAUUUCAGAGGAAGAUCGCUCCUGGCUCUAUUUGCGGGGCCGUUCUCGGGGAUUAAUGAUUGAGGCAUGUGCCCAUGCAGUCUUCUUCUGCAAAGUAUUCCGUAGUUUGAGGGAAUCAGUACACGAGCAUCAAAAUUCCAGAUCACUCUCAGUUGACUCAAUUGAUUUGGCUUCUGUUGAUGAUGGGAAGUUAAAAGUGGGCAUCAUUGGAGGCGGCCACCUUGGGAAGCAGCUGACCUAUGCACUGCUGCGGCUGGUCCCUGUUCCUGCAGAGAGCCUGCGCAUCUCCACUCGGAGGCCAGAGGCCUUGACUGAGUUCCAGAAAUUGGGGAUCCAGUGCUUUUACCAGAACUCUUAUCUGGUAGUUUGGGCCAAUGUGGUAUUCCUGUGCUGCUUGCCAUCUCAGCUGCCUCAUAUCUGCUUAGAAAUUCAAAACAUCAUUAAGAAGACCUGCAUUGUAUACAGCUUUGUAGCUACCGUUCCACUCCCCAGGUUGAAACUACUACUAAACACCACCAGUAUUUUGCGGCCUAAGUAUCAGUGUGCUGAGGAUUUUGAUAACAUCUGGGGGGCCAAUAAAGAAAUCACCGCUGCUCUCCAAGAUCCUGUGAUUCUUCGGGCUACUUGCCCUUACAGUGCUGCCGGAGGAAUAACUCUUAAUAUCAAAUGGUUGGAGGGAGUGUUCUAUGCAUUCCUAAACAUCUGCACAGCAAGCAAUGUGCCCCAUUCACAAGCGCUGCAGCUUCUGAAUGAAGUGUUUCUUUCUGUGCACUUCAAAGAAUGUGAAACAGAUGAAACUUCUUGCCCCAAAUUUCAGUUAACAGAUUUUGUCAACACAGUGUAUGUGAAGAACAUGUUUCAGAAAAGGCCUUUUCCCUGGUUUGAUCUGAUUGAUGUACAACUCAAGGAAACUCCCUUUAGCCAGCGGCUCUCAAGCAGUCCUGUUCUCCAAGACCACCUUACCCAUCUGUACUGUGAUUCCUUUGGCAUCUCCCUUGACAAGGAAGACCCACUAGUGGUCUCCACAGACAAUCCAUCGCAGUAAGAGAGCUCAGCGAUGAGGUGCAUUUUUCUUUCCUCUCACAGAUCCGCUCUAUGAGGUUAUGUCCUGAUUAUCACAGCUGACAUGUAAUAACAUGACUGUACUGCACUGGAAAAUUGUAUUGGUGGAGCUUUCAAUUGUAGACUAAACAAGAGGUCCUAUACAUCAACAUAUUUGGGUAUGUCUAGCUUUCAGAAACAACCAAAGUAUAAAUCUAAUGCCCAUUCAUAAGCCCCUUCCCAAGGAAAGCCUUAAGACAAAAUAUUCUAGAAGUUAUGAUGCCAAAUUCUAAAUUCUAAAGCUAAAUUCUAGACAUUACAAUACCAUUAUUAGAAAAUUAUAUUCCGCAACUUUUAUUUCCUGCAUAGUAUAUAGCUGACAA